This is a messenger RNA of Nematostella vectensis (starlet sea anemone), 2298 nucleotides long. RefSeq names its product beta-sarcoglycan. The transcript is spliced from 8 exons. Gene Ontology annotation, biological process: muscle organ development. The coding region runs from base 162 to 1112 and encodes 316 amino acids. Lineage: Eukaryota; Metazoa; Cnidaria; Anthozoa; Actiniaria; Edwardsiidae. The record is from RefSeq and is a predicted model, not a curated record. Gene Ontology annotation, cellular component: sarcoglycan complex; sarcolemma.
UGUCACGCUUGGAGGCUUGUUUUGUUGCAGAAUGGCGUACGGCUCGCACAUUUGAAAAAUAAUCUUCAAUUUACACCUAAAAUCCUACGAUUCCAAGGCUCGAAAGACCUCAAGAAGAUGUCUUCGGAUAACUUACACCGUAGAUACACAGCAAUAAUGCGAUGUUGUCACAUAUGCAGCCGAUGCAGAAAAGACGAGGAGAUCAUAGCAGCUCUCGUGCAUCAAUGAGAGAAAAACUUGUGGAAAAGAAAAAGGCCAACCAAGAACAUGAGAGUAACUUCAAUGCUGGUCGUGUGAAUGUACAGGAAAGACAUCUUCACAGAACUGGGAUCAGAGGAAGAAAAAUCUGGUGUUUUUUAGCUGUGUUAUACUUGCUUGCAUUGAUGUGUAUAAUAAACCUAAUUAUUCUAUCUAUCAUGUAUUCAGUGUUGCAAAUCAAGACAGAUGGUAUGAAGUCACUCUCGUUUUUUGAGAAUGGCAUGCUCAGAUGGACCAAAAAAAGUGAUCUAGAAAUUGUUACCGCUUACAAGCAUGAGAUUGGCGGAUUUAGGGAUCAGAGCUUGGAUAUCGAGUCUCAGGGGAAAAAGAUUAUAUUGCAUGGAGGACCAACCACAAACAGCCCUCAAGUCCAUGUUAAUUCUGAUGGGAGUGGUGUCUUCAAGGCCAAAAAGGGCUUUCGGUUUGAGGAUCCAUAUGCUGAGAAAGAGGUCAUUACCUUUGAUGGCAACAAAGUGUUGUUCCUGCCAGAGUACAUCAAGGGUGAAGAGAUUGGCAUGAAUAGAAUUAUCUCCCAUAGGAUUGUAAGUGAUGAUAAUAAUAAUCUAACACUGUCAGCCAGUACAUCCAUGGAUAUCAGUGGCCAUGAGGGUGUCAAUAUGGAUGGAAAGACAUUGAAAUUUGAAGCAAACACUGAUGUGAAUAUUAUCUCCUCAGUGUCAAAUCGCAUGGAACUCAGUGCUCAGAAAGUGGCAUUGAAACCUGCGUCAAACAGUAUCCCAUCAAACACCAAGAAUUAUAAACUUUGUGUUUGCCGCACUUCAUCGAAGCUGUAUGCAGUUGAUUCACCACAGAAUGCCAGUGUCACAUGCAAGACAAUUGAAAAAAUUUGCUGAUCCACACAAUAUUUAGAUAGACACCGUGUAGAGUGGUUUUCAUAGACCAUUGAAACAAAGUGUAAUGGUCAAGGUGUAGUCCGGCCAGCACAAAAGAUAUCUCAUAGUUGUCAGCUCAACAGCAUUAGGUGGGCAUCACAAGAUUUUGGACCUCAUCCCCAGCCUUAUUUCUGUGAGAAUGUUCAUACAUUCUCUGUAUUCACUCACAUUGGCUCUCUUAGUUUUUUCACAGAUUUACUGUAUUUCACCCGAUUUCACAAGAUCUCUGUCCAAGUUGAGUUGACAGCUAUGAGAUCUAAGACAUAGAGUGUAUUAGUGCUAAAUAAGCUUUAAGUGUGUAAACCAAUCUAAGCAGCAUAGCCAUGAUUUUUGACAGGAGGGGCCCAAAAGGCCCUUUCAAGACAUUUUCUCCUGUAUUUUAGAUAAUGUCUCAGACAUUUACUGUCUUUCUUGGAAUAAUAUUGGAAUAUUAUUCUCCAAUAUCAAUCUUCUAGUGAAUGUAGCUGUAACAAAAUCUGAUUCUUAAUCUGUUCUACAAACUUAUGUACCCUGAAGUAUAUCUAUGCCUUCCAUUGUUUAGGCAGGUGAAAAUGUUUUGGGGUUUUAAAUAUAGGGGGGUAUAUAGAAUAAGCUAAUUUGUCCUGACAUAACUAUAAAUUGAUAAAAAUUGAUAAUCAACGGGCAAUUGAUAACUGAGUGAUAUCAAUUUCCUUGGUUAUCAGGUAUGAUCAGUAAUUGAUAACAAUCGAUACUCAAUUUUUCCUAUAUUCAAUUCAGUUGAUAUCAAUUAUUAUCAAUUUUUUUAAUACAUUCCAGCUUUAAAUUCGAUUCAUAUCAAUUAAAUUGAAGUCAUGAUUGCCAAUGAGUGGGGUGAUAAGAGAAUUUCUGUAAGUGUUUUGGAGAUUUAUUUUCGAUACCUUGGUUAUACUGUAGUUUCUUCACAUAUAUUUCCUUUAGUGUAGUGCACAGUAUAAAACAAGUAAAUGAUAGAAUAGUUGAGAUAAACCCCAAUACAUAAAAUAAAAUACAGCCAUUUUUACAUUUGUAGAGAAAGCAAUAACAAGCUAUAUUUUAAAAAAAUAUGAGUUUUUUUAAGCAUUUUAAAGUUGUACAAAAUGAUUUUUAAGCCAGUUGUUCUAUGUACUAGGAUGUAAAAUUAUAUAAGAUAAUAAAUUAUGUAAUUUCA